AUGGAAAUACAAACACUAAUAGAUUUACACCCACAAGGACCAAUAAACCUCGAUAGAUUUACACCCACAAGGACCAAUAAACCUCGAGGGCGAGGAGGAUAUAAAAUAAAUGUUGUAGAAAAUAUACGAAAAUCCCCAUCGCCUAUAUUUCCGUUAUUGACGCUUAUAAGUCUCAUUUUAAUUCAAAAUGCGGUCAGUUACCAGGUUUGUCUAAAAGAGGAUAAUGGGAUUUUGUUAGCUCCUCCGAAGAAAAUAAAUUGUUCAAUUCCCAAUAAUAAAUUAUAUGAGGAAUAUAGUGUGGAAAUUUUCGUCCCGAGGAAGAGACCAUAUAUUUUUACAGGCUUUAAAUGCGAGAAAUUAAUUUUUGGGAAAAGUACUUAUACAUUUUUACGAAUUUACAACUCAGAAAUCGAUAUAGCUGAUAUUUUAGAGAAAGUUUCGAGUGAGGACUGCUGGAAACUAAUAAAGGAGGGCAGGUUGGGAAAUAAAAUUUUAGAAAGAGUGGAUGAAAAUACGCUAAAAUCAACCACGAAUCUUAAAGUAGAUUGGGGUAUUUUUGGCAACACAUAUUUUUUUGAAUUUGACUAUAUAAUUUCUAUUGGGAAUAUUUAUGUGAAUUUUGAAAAUAAAAUCGUAAAAACAGAUUUAGGAAUAUAUUACAAUUGUUCUGUAGAUAUAGGUGAGUGCGAGAAUGAGAAUAGUACAAUAGUAUGGGAGGAUCCAAAUAAGAUACACUGCCCUUAUGAAUCAGCGGGCUUUUACAAGGGGAUAGUAACUAACGAUUUUGUAGUUAUUGAAAACUUACAGGCAGCUUUUGUAUUUUCGGAACAUGCCACGGGGAAUAUAACAGACGAAACACAAGCUUGCUUUAAGAACAAUACCUUUUAUAUGGAAAAUGAUGUUUUCAUUUCUAUACCAUUAUUAAGAGAUUUUAUUGAAACCGAAAAGGGAUUAAGAAUACCACUGUACCCAGAGGCAGGAAUAGGAAAUUGGGAUGAUAUGGAAGCUAAAAGGAGGAAAAGGGAAUUAAAAAGAGCCAGAAAAAUGACCACUACUACGAAAAUUCCGACGUCAACGAGUACACAGACGCCAACAAGCACAACUCGAAUAACUAGAAGACCACAAAUUGAAAUAAUAACACCUCCUCUAUUAACCACUCAAAGAUCAAUACAGUCGUCACGAAACCCUCUAACAAGUACCCAAAGAUAUUAUAAUCCAGUAACGAGACCUAAAUUUGAAUAUACAACUAGAAGAACGAGCGAAUACUCGACCCAAGGACCAGAAAAAUUAAAAAUUCCAAGAUUAUUCUCUACUACAAAGCAAACUUUUAUAGAAUAUACCACACAAAAAACAGAACUUAUUAGAGAGACAACUACAAUAAAACAAAGAAAUAUACCAAAUACCACCCCCGCAAAUAAAAUAGUAGUUAAACCCCAACCAGUUGAGUCCACAACUAUUCGCGUUUUUACGAGACCGGUUACAAAGCAAAUGAGACCUAUAAUAAUUUCGACUACAGAAAAAAGUCCAGUCACAUAUACAAAUAGAAUAACAGGGUAUAGACUACCAACCACACAAAAAACAACUUUAAGGAUGACAUAUUUAAAAAAUUCACGUCCAGAAACACAAAAAACAUUAACAAAUAAUAUAAAAGUUCAGACAACUACAAACCCCUAUAUUUAUAAGCCCACAGAAGUUCAGUCAACUAUAAGUCCUCAAGAAAUUACAAAUAAAAUAGAAAUUUAUACAACCCCCAGUUCUUAUAUCGAUAAGAAUAUAACACUUAAAAAAGCCAGAAUAAUACCUGCAAAGGAAAAAAUUAAAAUUAGUCGUUUAAAUUUAAGUAAAGCAGAGAAAAAUGAGCAAAAUUACAGGAAAAUAGCGCUAAAUAUUGCUAAAUUCUAUGGACUGAAGCCUAAAUUCCUUAAACGAGAAACACCAUGGAAAAUUGGAGAGGACCAUAAAGAUAAACAAGCCCACAAAGAUACACAAAUAAAUAAUAAUUUAAACACAAAAUUACAAUAUUUAGAAGCCCACGCGACCGAAAUAGUUAAGGAAAAUUUUAAUAAACUAUGGUUAGAAAUUUGUAAUUUACAUAACAAGCAGAUUGAGACCGCUAAGACCAUGAUGGGAAUUGAUACGACAUUAGGAGCAAGACUGUGGCUAAGAAGGCAGGACAUAAUGGCCAAUUUUCUAGGUGAGGUUAUCCAAGUUUCUAGGUGUAUUCAAUUGAGUCCAAGAAAAAUUUUUUGGAGUCAUGAAAUUAAUGGUACCUGUUAUAAGAAAGUCCCAGUUGAAGUUAUUCAAGGCAAUUUAACAAGAAUUCUAUUUAUGGUUAGCGGGUCCUAUGCUCAAGAUUUAGUCUCUGAAAGUGAAAAAAUCGAAUGCGAAAAAAGACCGAAAUCAGUAUUUAAAGACGAAAAAGGUCAGUGGCGAAACAUUGACGGACUCACACCCGUCGACAUGGUACCAAAUUUCUUACCGUAUAAGCCUGAAGAGGCUAGGAAAAUUUUUCGAGCAGAAACUAUAUUUCAAUCCGAUUUAAAUAGUUUGAUGGCAUCUAUUUCAAUACUACACAAUUACGCUAAUAGGAUAAAUAAACAGGAAAAAAUUUUAAGUCUGAAAAAUAUAACAUAUGCCAAUAAUUCGAACAUUCUUCUCCAGAUCGGUGAAAAAACGGGAGAAAUUGUAAAUGCCGGAAUAGAAACUGCAAAAAAUAUUUCAUUAAAUCCGCUAAAUCUUUUUUCCUUUUUCGGGGAGUGGAAAAACUAUUUACAGAUUGUUACGAUUGUGGCACCUAUAAUUGCAAUAAUUGGAUUAAUAAUAUACUUCUACCCAUGGAUACAGCCAAUAUUAUCAUUCAGACCCAAGUGGAAACGGGAACAAAAAAUUAGAAAAGAAAGUUAUCAAAUAAAUAAUAUAAACAGUGUUACACCCAGUGCACCACCAAUCGAGAUAGAAAUGGAGGCCUUCAUACAUAAUAGCGUUCCAAGAAUUUAUCAAGUAUCCAACGUAGAAUUACAACCGAGUUCAGAACCAAACCAUCCAUUUAUUCAAAUAAUAGUAAAUAAUUUUAAGAGCAAAGCCCUAAUCGAUUCAGGCGCAUCCAUUAGCUACUGCAAAUUGUCAGUCGCCGAAAAAAUUGGAAAAAUAAAUUUCGAUUUAAUGCCAAACACAAAAGCAAAAGUAGCUAAUGGAGGUGAAUUUUUUAUGAUUGGUAAAAUUAAUGUUAAUAUAGAAAUUGAUCAUAUUAAAAUUUCCACCCAAAUUUAUGUAGCUAAGGAUGAAUUUUGUCCUUUCGAAAUAUUGUUAGGAUCCGAUUUUAUGAAACAAUUACAAAUUAAUACAGGGUAUCAAUUAAAUUUCGAUUGGAUGAAUAAAAAAGUAAAAUUUUUAAAUUUUGAAGAAAAUGAACUUAGAACAUUGCCAAUGGUGGCAGUACUCGAAAUUAUGCCUACAAAAAAUACAGUUAAAAACAAAGAAAAAAUUAUUCUAGAACCCCACACAGAUAACCUUGUGCCGUGUUUUAUUGAUGAAUUAAUAGAAGAAGAUAUUUUAGUAGGUAAAGGGAAUUAUAUGGACGAAGAUACAAUAUUAAUAGGUAAAACUCUAUGUAAACCGGAUAACGUUUACGCGAGAAUUUUUAAUGGGGGUAAUUCUUUAAUUACUGUACACCAGGGACAAACAAUAGGCUGCUAUUACCCAAUAGAAGGAAAAAUUCAGCCGGGAAUAUACUCCACAGAAUUAAUAGAAAAUAAAAAUAUAAAUAAAGAAAACAUAGAUAAAGAAAGAAAAUGGCAAUAUUUAAAAGACAAAAUAAAUUUAGAAAAAUCAUGUUUGUCGAGAAAAGCACAAACAGAUUUAAAAAAUAUAAUUUAUAAAAAUCUUUACGCUUUCGUAGGCGAAGACGGCAAAAUUGGAUUUUUUAAUGGGCCUAUUGAACAUAAAAUUGAUCUUGUAGAUGAAAAGCAAUACGUUCAAUUAAGGCCAUACAGAGUUCCUCCAGGGUUACAAGAGGAGGUGCACAAACAAAUACAUGAUAUGCUAAAACAAAAUAUUAUAAGGCCGUCUGAAUCCAUUUUUGCCUCUCCAAUAGUGUUAGUAAAGAAAAAAGAUGGGAAAUAUCGCUUUGCAAUUGACUAUAGAAAACUUAAUCAGAAUACCAAAAAACAAGUUUAUUUCUUACCGAUGAUUUCAGAUAUAUUAGAUAAAAUAGGAGGCAAAGCAAUUUUUACCACUUUUGACUUUCAAGCAGGGUUCCACCAAAUAGGAAUUGAACCGAAACAUAUUGAGAAAACAGCUUUUGCAACUUUUUGUGGAGUUUAUGAAUUUUUGAGAAUGCCCUUUGGUCUUUGCGGAGCACCGUGCACUUUCAUGAAGGUUAUGGAGCAUCUACGAAAAGACCUUUCGGCAUCAUUUUUAGUUUAUUUGGACGAUGUAAUAUUAGGAUCAAUAGAUGAACAGGAACAUUUAAGAGACAUUGAAAAUUUUUUAAAAAUAUUAAUAAAAUAUAAUCUAAAAUUGAAAUUAGAAAAAUGUUCCUUUGGGAGGUCAGAAAUAAAAUAUCUAGGAUUUUUGAUAAGCGAAGAAGGAAUUCGGCCAGACCCAAAAAAUAUAGAAGCGGUACAAAAAUUUAAACCACCAAAAACGCUUACCGAGUUAAGAAGUUUCAUAGGCGCAGUCUCGUAUUUUAGAAGAUUUAUUAAAAAUUUUGCACAAAUUAUGGCCCCACUACAUGAAUUGACCAAAUUAGGUGAAACAGUUGAGAAAAGUUGGACCGAGAUACAUCAAAAAGCUUUUGAAAUAAUCAAAGACAAAUUGUUGACAGCUCCAGUUUUGGCUUCACCCAAUUUUACAAAACCAUUUAUAAUUGAAACGGAUGCGUCAAAAACAGCGAUAGCAGGCUGUUUACUUCAAAAACACGAGGAUGGAGAACAUCCCAUCUCCUUUGUUUCGAGAAAAACUACCCCCAACGAACAAAAACAUAUUGCUGCCGAGCUAGAGGCAUUAGCAAUAGUUUAUUGCCUAGAGCAAUUUAGACCUUAUAUUGAGGGAAUUGGAACGACAAUAGUACGGACCGACAAUUCUGUAGCGUGCUCGCUUAUGAAAAGUAGGAAAUUAGUAGGGAGAAUGGCGAAAUAUCAAUUGGCGGUACAAGCUUAUAAUAUUAAAAUUGAACAUAGAAGCGGAAAAUCAAACAAAUUCUGCGACCAUUUAUCCAGAUACCCUAAUAUCGAAACAAAUGAAGAGGAAAUUUUUGCAAUUGAAAGAGAAAUACCAGAUUGGCGAAAUUUUUUAGAAACAUUUAAAGAAAAAACCCAGGAUCAACAAAAAGACUUUGAAUUAACAAAAGAAAUUUUAACUCAACCUGAAAAGUGGGAGAAAGUGUCAAUGGAUGAAAUAAGAGAAGAGCAAGGGAAAGAUAGAAAUUAUAUGAAAAUAGUAGAAGUGUUAAAAGAAAAGGAUAAUAUAAAUAGUGAAGAAGAAAAUUCAGAAGAAAAUCGAGAGGCUCUUGAAAAUUUUUCUGUGAUUGACGGAAUUUUAUAUCGGUGGAUGGAAAGCGAAGAAGAUUCAUACCCAGUUAUUGCUAUACCACAAACACUACGCGAAAGAAUAAUGCGAGAAUGCCAUGAAAAUGAACUUUUAGGCGCGCACUUAGGAAUUGCCAAGACAUUAGAAAAAAUUAAAAAACGUUUCUUUUGGAAAAGAUUGUCAUCGGAUGUCCAUAAUUAUGUGAGUGCGUGUAUUAAAUGCCAGGAGAGAAAAAUAAUGCCAAGUAAUAUACGUAAAGAACCGAUAUUCCCAAUUACAGUACCAAAAUCCCCAUUUGAACGUAUUCACAUAGAUAUUAUGGGACCGUUACCUUUAACAAUAGAGGGAUAUAAAUAUAUUUUUACGGUCGUCGAUGCUUUUUCUAAAUGGCUAGUAGCAGUGCCAAUGGAAAAUCAAACAGCUAUAACAGUGGCACAAGCAUUUUCUAAUAAUUUUAUAACGAAAUUUGGUUGUCCAAGGUCAGUCGUGUCGGACAAUGGGAGACAAUUCAUAAGUAAUAUCUUUCAAGACUUAGCCAAAUUAUACGGAUUCAAGCAUAGAAAGACAACUACUUAUCACCCUCAGUCCAACGGAAUGGCAGAGAGGUUAAAUAGAGUGAUAGCCGACAUGUUGUUCAAUUAUGUAAAUAUAAAAGGGGAUAAUUGGGGUCAUUUUUUACAAAGCGUAGUAUUUGCGUAUAACACAAGUGUUCAGGCAAGCACAAAACAAUCCCCGUAUUUUAUUUUGUUUUUUAGGGACCCAAUAAUGCCCAUAGAUUUAAGACUUAGUAAUUGGGAAGGUAAUACGCGAGAAGAAGAUAUGUCAGAUUACCUAGAAGAAAACGUAAAAGGAUUAAAACAAAUCUGGGAUUCGGUAAAACUAUCUAUUGAAAAAGCACAGAAAACACAAAAAGAUAACGCAGAUAGGGAUAGGAAAGAACAUAAUUUUAAAAUUCAUGAUUUGGUAUUAGUGAAAAUUGAACAUUUACCUGGUGAUCAAGCGCAUAAAUUUAGACCAAAAUGGAGCGGCCCUUAUAGAAUUAUAGAAAUUAAUACCCCUGUUUUAACAAUUAGGGAAAUAAAUACAGAUAAAAUAACAAAAAUACACAUGGAUAAAGCAAAGAGGCUUAUACAAAAUUAUUUAACACCACUUAGAGAUAUAUAA
Messenger RNA from Meloidogyne enterolobii, 6693 nucleotides. Lineage: Eukaryota; Metazoa; Nematoda; Chromadorea; Rhabditida; Meloidogynidae. The record is from the annotation of a GenBank genome assembly.